AUGGCGGUCACCGCUGAAAAUCUUCAUGACGACAAGGGUCCUAAGAUCCUGGCCGUGCUAUGGACCUUGACUGGACUAACCACCAUCAUGGUCGUAGCUAGGGUCUACAUCCGACUCAGGUUGCUGCGGAACUUUGGUUUGGAUGAUUAUUUGAUUGUGAUUUCCAUGGUAAGGGACUUUGGGCUCUGUCUUCUCUAUGCGAAUCUAACUGGAGCCUGUGUACUAGAUAAUGGGGCUUGCAUACUGCGCAAUCUCUACAGUAGGCUCAGCUUUUUGUUUGGAAUCCUCUCCUUCACUAUUCCCAAGAUUGCCGUGACCUCCAUGUUGAUCCGAAUCUUGAAUCCCAAGCCAAUGCACAAGGCUAUACUGUGGACGAUGGUUGGAACUGCAGCUAUCGUGUCCAUUAUCUGCAUUCUGAUUUUGUUCACAAUGUGCGAUCCGGCAGAGGCAUUGUGGACGCCCAGACUUAUGGCAGCAGGCGCCACCUGCAAAAGUACAACCAUGCUCAUUGACUAUGCUAUCUUCACUGGAGUUGUCUCCGCUGUUGUUGAUCUAACACUGGCCGUUUACCCGACCACCGUCCUGCUGAAGCUCCAAAUGUCUCUACGAAAGAGACUUGCGCUAUGUGCUGCUUUAGGGCUUGGUGCAAUUGCUUCUGCAAUGGCGAUUAUCAAAUGUACCCAGCUUCAUGGACUCGCCGACAAAGAAGAUUACACAUACGGUACUGCCGACCUCGUCAUGUGGACCAACAUUGAAGCCAAUGUCGUCGUUAUAGCAUCGUGCAUUCCCACCUUACAACCACUCCUCGAAAUUAUUCUCGGCAAACGAGCAAUAGGCUCCUACAGUCAAGGAAAGAGCGAUCAAUUCAAAGGCAGCAGCAAUUUCCCCUCCUCGUACAAUCGCUCUAAACCAUCAAAAACCCACGACGACCUCGGCUUCACCAACAUCGACCGAGAGAGUCAAGAAAGCAUCCUUCCCACCGACGACAACAACAAGACCAAGAGCCACCCUAUGGGGCGUAUAUACCGCAAAGAUGAUGUGACUGUGGAAUACGAACCAUCUGCACCAUCUGCACCAUCUGCACCAUCUGCACCAAAAUCAAGCCCGGUGUAUACUUCUUGGUGA
Messenger RNA from Penicillium robsamsonii, 1125 nucleotides. RefSeq lists its product as uncharacterized. The record is from RefSeq and is a predicted model, not a curated record. Lineage: Eukaryota; Fungi; Ascomycota; Eurotiomycetes; Eurotiales; Aspergillaceae. Bases 1 to 1125 code for a protein of 374 amino acids. The transcript has 6 exons.